Messenger RNA from Cynoglossus semilaevis (tongue sole), 1914 nucleotides. It is a transcript of the gene rflna, whose product is annotated as refilin A. Gene Ontology annotation, cellular component: actin filament bundle. Gene Ontology annotation, molecular function: filamin binding. Bases 512 to 1174 code for a protein of 220 amino acids. The record is from RefSeq and is a predicted model, not a curated record. Gene Ontology annotation, biological process: negative regulation of bone mineralization involved in bone maturation; skeletal system morphogenesis; negative regulation of chondrocyte development. The transcript is spliced from 3 exons. NCBI's taxonomy places the organism in Eukaryota, Metazoa, Chordata, Actinopteri, Pleuronectiformes, Cynoglossidae.
UGCCGUCGUCGUUCACAUAAAUAUAUAUUCGAUUUUAUAUUAGUAUUAAAGAUUAAAUACCGUUUGGGCGCGACGACAACCCUCCACCCCCUGGGGGGGGCGCCACACUGCUGCCACACCUUUGCCAACCGUAGAAAAAAAACUCUAGCGCCGCCACUGCGCGUGCGCAGACACUGACAGUCCCUCUCACUUUCUCACAGUCCGAGUCCGAGUCAGAGCGGAGCGAACGCCGCCGCUUUAACCGUCGUCGUUUUGGACCGUAUUUUUGUCUCUUUUUCGGGGUUUUUUUUGUUUUUUUUUUCGUUAAAAUUCCACCCGGUCGUGACGUCAAACUGUUUUCUGGAUUACUUUUUUUUUUUUUCUUCUCAAAAUGGUGGAAACACCGUAGUCGAGGCUUCCCGCCGCUCGUCGUCGUCGUCCUCCUUCCAGAACCUUCCACCGGAAGUUUCGGCGGGAGAAGCGGGGGGAGAGCGACUCGUCCGCCGGCUCUGCCUCUUCCCCCCCGCCCGCAAUGGUGGGGCACCUCCACCUCCAGACGAUGGACGAUAGUCUGAAAGGAAAGAACCGGGAAGGGCUGCUCGACAGCCCCGACUCCGGGCUGGCCCCGAGUCCCGGCCCGCCGUUCUGCUCCCCGUCCCCGGGUCUGACCGAGUCCCGCUCCGGCAGCUGCCCGACACCGGUGGAGAGUCAGCCCGGCUGUUACCGGCGGGAGAACCGGGAGGGAAAACUGUUGCCGUACUUGUCGCCGAACUCCGCGGGGACCGAGUCCAAGGUCCGCAUGCACCCGGUGUUUUACGGUGAAAGUAUAGAAGUCGACCCCAAUCCGGAGCGGGAAGUCAGCUGUAACUCCGAGGUCCGGUACGACUCCGACAGACACCACCGGGACGGCGUGUGCUGCGCGCCCUUCCCCACGCCCACCGCCUUCAGCGAGACGGUGGUGGCCGUGCGGAACUGCACGUGGAGGCGCUACAGGACCCAGGUGUACCUGGAGCCCCGGCAGAGGCCCGUGAAGUACCAGAGCACCACCAUCGUCUACCCCAAACGGGCCAAGAACGUGUACCGCACCACCCUCAGCUACAGCGCCCCCGGCUGCCGCCGCUGGUUCGUGUCCACGGUGCAGCUGGAGUCCAGCCGCGACUCCGGUCCCUGCAUGGUUUACAUGGAGGACCUGUAGAGGGGACGGACACGGGAGACGGGGUCUGUCCUCGGAAACAUCCUGGAACUCGAAAAAGGGAAAGUCUGGAUCCUGUUAAAAAAAAAAAAAAAACUCCGUUACCCAUCAUGCCCUUUGGGUGACCUUUGACCUUUUGAGAUUGUCCCGUCCACGUCUGGAGCUGCGCCUGAUGCGGUUCGUGUCUCUGUGUGUGUGUGUAUGUAUGUGUGUGUGUGUGUGUGUGUGUGUACGUACCGAGGUGAAGCGGGGACCCCGAGUUUGACGUCCUCUCAGAGGUCCUCCGGAGGGGACCACGUCAAAACGGACCAAAGACACUUUGUCUCACACACACAAAUACAUAUAUGUGUAAAUAUAUGUGUAAAUAUAUGUGUGUAUAUAUAAGGGCGGAUUUUGUUUUUUUUUUGUUUUUUUUUUAUUUCUGAGGAUCCUGGGAGUGGACCUCAGUCCGGUCCGGUCCGGUCCGGUCCGGUCUCUCUGCCGGACCAAUGCCGGAACAAUAUGGAGUUGUUGGGCUCUCUCUCUCCUCAAGGUGGCGCUCUCUCUCUCUCUCUCUGUUCGUGCUUGCAUGCUACGGUGAAGUGAAUUGUGGGAAAAAGCUGGAGGAAAAUACCAGUAAUAUACCAGUUAUCUCACUGUUGAGGACAACAACACUGGGGUUAGUCUGCUAGACCAGCCGACCAACCAGAGACACUGGAGAGGAUGACAUCAUCAGGUGCUAGGAAGAAGAAGAAGAAGAAGAA